AUGGCUAGCUUUUUUGACUUCCCGCCCGAGACGCGCAACAGCAUCUAUGGGUUGCUCCUCACCAACUCAACACCCUGCCUCGACAUGCUGACUGCCUCCAGGCUGCUGCAUGAAGAAGCAGCGCCCUACUUUUACUACAACAACGACCUUGCCAUCGACCUCACUGACGCGUCAUCGCCUGGAGCCUCGAUCCUGCCGCCCAUUCCCGACAAGUGCCUGAGCUACUCCAGGGUUCUCACCAUCAACCUCAAGCUCGGAUACAUCAGGCCCUGUAUGCAAGCUCAGUGCCUCACCGGCCUGGCAAGCCACUGUGCCAGCCUGACAAUCCUGACCCUCAAUUUUACCUCGACUGCGUCUAAGAUUGUGUCAAGCACGACUGACGAGUGUGUGCUGGACGCCUCGCACCCAUUUACCCUCGCGCUUCAGCACAUCCUGUCGUCUCGCGCGUCAGUACGCGUGAAUCUGAACGGAGUCUGGUUUGCCCCUAGCCUCGUCGACAAGCUGAGGUCUGAGGGCAGCCUGGAGGUAGUCACGUGUGAAUCCUCGACUGAGCGUGCGAUGCACGGUCAGAAAACCCGGGAUCAUAUGCGCGAUCUUGGUCUAGACAUGCAGGAUCUUGAGGAUGCUGGAAACCUCCAGCCCUCGGCGUAUGAUGACAUAUUCUCAUCAAUGCCGUCAUCAUUGAGCUCUGCACUUUCGGACCUUGAUUCCUUCUCGCCCACUAAUUAUCUCGGCAAAGACCUUGAAGACGUCAAAGACUACGAGGAAGGAAGAGAAUCAGUCGCAUUCACUGACGAACCAAUGUUUGACAUGGUCCGUUUGGGCGAAGGGAGUGAAGAAGUAUUGACUAAAGAUGAGGAUUUUGACGAUGAGGAAAUGGAAGACAUUUACGACAUUGAAGCAAUCGUCGACAAAUUGCAAAAGAUCGCCUACCAAAGGCUGCAUGAGAUGGACGUGUCUUAUAUGACGAACUUCGCGCCCAACAUGCUGCGAAAGUGGACCGAAGAGUCGGCUUAG
This is a messenger RNA of Didymella exigua CBS 183.55, 1017 nucleotides long. RefSeq lists its product as uncharacterized. NCBI's taxonomy places the organism in Eukaryota, Fungi, Ascomycota, Dothideomycetes, Pleosporales, Didymellaceae. The coding region runs from base 1 to 1017 and encodes 338 amino acids. The transcript has a single exon. The record is from RefSeq and is a predicted model, not a curated record.